GUGACAAACGGGGAAGGGUGGCUUUUCCCUUUUUCAGUAUUAUGAAUGAAAGCUUGUCCUUUGAUUUUAGCCCUUAAAUAGUUAUUAUCAAACAUUGUCAUUAAGCCGGUAAUAAAGAGCUGAACUAAGCUCGCAUAGAUUAGUUCAAGAUGUCUGCGAGUGCGGUGUAUGUCUUGGAUUUAAAAGGAAAGGUCCUGGUAUGCCGGAAUUAUCGGGGCGAUGUGGACAUGUCAGAGAUCGAGCACUUCAUGACCCUUCUGAUGGACAAAGAGGAGGAGGGGACCCUCUCUCCGAUCCUGGCCCAUGGGGGAGUCCGCUUCAUGUGGAUCAAACACAAUAACCUCUACUUGGUUGCAACAUCUAAGAAAAAUGCUAGCGUCUCGCUGGUCUUCUCCUUCUUGUACAAAAUUGUCCAGGUAUUUUCAGAGUAUUUCAAAGAAUUGGAGGAGGAGAGCAUCAGAGAUAACUUUGUCAUCAUAUACGAGCUGAUGGAUGAGCUGAUGGACUUCGGCUAUCCUCAGACUACCGACAGCAAAAUCCUGCAGGAAUACAUAACCCAGGAGGGGCACAAGCUAGACACCGGCGCCCCACGCCCCCCCGCCACAGUCACCAACGCUGUCUCCUGGAGGUCAGAGGGCAUCAAGUACAGGAAGAACGAGGUCUUCCUGGACGUCAUUGAGUCAGUCAACCUCCUGGUUAGUGCCAAUGGCAAUGUUCUGCGUAGUGAGAUCGUCGGCUCCAUCAAGAUGCGUGUCUUCCUGUCGGGAAUGCCUGAGUUGCGGCUCGGCCUUAAUGACAAGGUUCUGUUUGAAAAUACUGGAAGAGGAGGAAAGAGUAAAUCUGUAGAGCUAGAGGAUGUGAAGUUUCACCAGUGUGUCCGUCUAUCUCGCUUUGAGAACGACCGCACCAUCUCCUUCAUUCCUCCCGAUGGAGAGUUUGAACUCAUGUCCUACCGCCUCAACACUCACGUGAAGCCUUUGAUCUGGAUUGAGUCCGUCAUUGAGAAGCACUCCCACAGUCGUAUCGAGUACAUGAUCAAGGCGAAGAGUCAGUUCAAGAGGCGUUCCACGGCGAACAACGUGGAGAUCCACAUUCCUGUGCCAACGGACGCUGACUCACCCAAAUUCAAGACCACAGUGGGCAGCGUGAAAUGGGUGCCUGAGAACAGCGAGAUCGUCUGGUCAAUCAAGUCCUUCCCUGGUGGAAAGGAGUAUUUGAUGCGAGCCCACUUUGGUCUGCCGAGCGUAGAGGCUGAAGACAAGGAGGGGAAGCCACCAAUUAGUGUCAAGUUUGAGAUCCCAUACUUCACCACCUCCGGCAUCCAGGUGCGUUACCUGAAGAUCAUUGAGAAGAGUGGAUACCAGGCCCUGCCGUGGGUGCGCUACAUCACCCAAAAUGGAGAUUACCAGCUCCGGACCCAGUAGGCAGCGCCUCCGCCGGCAGUAGGCAGGUGGAAAUCAGAGGGGGCGGAGAGGGGCCGCUAAUGCGCUAUCAAUGGCAGGUGUCAGUCAUGAGACCACAGGACUUUCUUUCUUUUGUUUAGUUUUUGUAUUUGUUAAAGUUUUAUUGAUUUCCGAUCAGUGCAAAUAUUAGAUGCAGCCUUCAGUUUAAAAAAAGGAGAAACAAUGAUUAUGUGUUACUACUGUGGCUCAUAAUGUGAGCAAGGCCAAGAAGAGCAGGAGUAAUGUUUACAUCCAACACAUACAGCAGAGAGAUGCACACAAUCCUUCACAAUGGGUCAAAAGGUUUAAAAGAGUAUGUUACACAUUUUUCUUUCAAAGUUACUGUAAUCACAAUAACACUCUUUGUCAAUCUGAGUUUGACAUGAAGCUGCUUCGUUCUGCCACAAUCCCUAUUUGUUGAUUAUCUGUAUAUAUUUGUUACAUGUUAAUGAACUUCAGUGUUAUAUGUUCAACGAUUGUACAUUUAAAUGCUUCUUUUGUUUUUAUCACCUCAAUGUGAUGCCAUUGAUACAUGCCAGAGCACGGCUGUUUUGCUUUUCAUCCGUUUGCCUCCUCUGCCAUUCAGCUUUGCAGAAAAGAUGAAGUUUAUGUCGCGCGGUCAACAGAGUACCAGUUAAAAAUCCCUCUUUUCCAUCCCCAAAACAUGUUCCCCUUCUCCCCGUCUGUAGCCACACAUUUUAAAUCAUUAAAUGUCUAUUUAGAGAAAACUGUUC
Messenger RNA from Gymnodraco acuticeps, 2176 nucleotides. RefSeq names its product adaptor related protein complex 1 subunit mu 1 (gene ap1m1). Gene Ontology annotation, biological process: intracellular protein transport; vesicle-mediated transport. NCBI's taxonomy places the organism in Eukaryota, Metazoa, Chordata, Actinopteri, Perciformes, Bathydraconidae. The transcript has 12 exons. Gene Ontology annotation, molecular function: clathrin-cargo adaptor activity. The record is from RefSeq and is a predicted model, not a curated record. Bases 150 to 1424 code for a protein of 424 amino acids. Gene Ontology annotation, cellular component: clathrin-coated vesicle; clathrin adaptor complex.